AUGAUUCAUUCGAUUUUAUUGAAGCCAUUCCAUGAUCGGAGACAGCUCCAUGUACGUGUAUGUGUAGUAUUGUCUUCUUUUUUAUGUUACUUUUUUAGGUAACAAAUUGAACAUUUUAAUAGCGGAAUGGUUAAAUGUUAUUAAAGGAAUUGAUAAUUAGACACGCUUAUUAUCUGAUGUUAUUUUUGUUAAUUUCAGCUUGAUUUUCAUUGGAUCAUUUUAGUUUUGAAUGGAGAUAAAUUUAAAAUAAAAAUGGAUCUUCCAUUAUUUAGAUGUUUUGCGCAUAGAGAGAGGUUUUCUAUAUGAGAAUAUCAGAUUAUUGCAUUUAAGUAAUACUUUAGUCGUAGUCAAUGAUGCAACUUUGGAUAAUGAAGGCAUAGAAAGUGAGGAACGUCGUGUUUUAGAGAGGGGCAGACAAGCGCGCUGAUUGGUUGUGAGGGAAAGAGAGACGGCUGCACGAUGAAAGGAGCUUUUCGGCGGGCAAGGUCAGCUCUCGCUCGCCUCUUUCUGCGUCGAAGUCGUUAAACUCUCGCUUUUUUCUACUAAAUCUUGCAGAAAUCGGUCCGAUUCUCGCCGGAAGUUCAAGUAGCCAUGUUGGACGAGAAUGGGGCCAUCAUUCAUUACAGUGCUCCAUCAACAAGUCAGUCUGCCUACGCUGCAAGUACGUCCAAUUCUUUUAAAUGACGUGGAUUUAGACAAAGCCAAAGAGUUUCAUUUUCAAAAUGUUUCUUUGACGGAUUAUGGUGUGUCUGAUUUUAUUAUGGAGCCAGUUCUCAAAAGCAUUUGUGAUCCACAUAAAAAAGGAUUUGUUCGAUUCAUAUCAGUCAAAAAAGUGAUCAAUGGAGAAUUGGACGAGAAGUUUCAGAAGAAACAAAACGACUUCAUGUCGAUGGGAAUCCCUUCCGAAUUUGAAUACGGAUUUUUUUGUUUGACGGGAGUCAGUAGUAAAGAGGUAAGCUCAACUUGAAAGUCUUUAAUCAUUCCUAGGAAGAAGAUUUUUGUAGGUUCGGACUUAAAACAGGUACAAAUUAUAUGGGCGAAAUUGGAGAUGCCACUGAAGGUAAGUAAAGUUUAAUAGUUUUCAUCUUUUCUUAGGGAUUUACUUUUCCCGGUAUGCUGAUGUCAGUAGUCCAGCGUUGUUCAUGAGUGGCCAACCAGUGAGAAUGCUGGUUUGUAAAGUAUUGCUGGGAAGGGCCAAGAAGGUAAUCCCUCAACCGAAUAAGACUGGCUGGAAGAUUUGUCCUGAUAGGAAUUUUAAUUCUCAUAUCUCAGCAGAUACAAACCUUAAUUUAGCCGAUCAACCUCCUCAUAUCAGAUACAGACAUUCACAGGUAUAGGAUUGCGAAAUUAUUUACAAUAAAUUGCAGAUGUUUGUCUACGAGUUUGAUCGAAGUGGAAGGACCACCGUGGAUCGGCCAGCAAGUAUAUUUCCUAUGGCUAUCAUUAGCUUAGAUAUUGCAAAACCAGGGUACGUUUUUUCGUUUACAAGGAAAGAAAAGUACUUCUAUGUGAUGUGGAGGUAUAGGUCGAGACAUAUAUCAAAAAAAUCGCAAAAUUAUGCUGAACAAGAAUAUGUAAAAAUUGGCUGUCCAAUUUUUGUAAAGGCGAAAACAGCGUCAAAACCACGCAAACGCGCUUGUUUGAAAAAGUUUUUGCCAAUUUGAUAAUUUUAUUUUGAGCUAAGGUAAACUCUAGCGGCUUUACAAGCCCUUUUAAACAAUCAAAUUUUAGUACACUUUAACAGUGGUUCCAAUGUAAAAAAAGGAGUUCUACGCCAAAGAGGAUCGAACCCGUGGGCAGCCUUUCCCAUCGGAUUCUCGCUUUUCAUGUCACGAAUUUUCAUUUAUUGAUAAAACUUGUUGAUAGACCAAAAUUGGGGAGCUAAUUUUUACAUAUUCUCGUUCAGCAUCAUUGCGCGGAUUUUUUGAUAUACAGGGCGGGCCACUCGAAACGGGUAACUUUUUUAUUUGGAUUUUCCGCAGAAACUCCGCCGAUUUUUCUUAACCCUUUCCCGACGAGUCGGCACGUCUUGGCAAAAAUCAAAGAAGGUACCCUACUGAGUAACAGCAUAAUAGUGGUUCAGCCCGUCGAAGCGCUAUUUGGGACUUAUGACAAAAAAUGUCCUAAAAAGUACCACUAUUUGACAUAUAAGUUUUGAAAUUAUUUUGACAAGCUAUAGAUCGGAAACUACCCCUAAGUUAAAGUCGCGGAGUCCUAGUAUUGUUACAUCCAAGAACUGUCCAAAUUGGAGCACCAUAGGAUUUGUUAUCGAUUUUUGGAAAUUGAAUUUUUAAUUUUGGUCAAUUUUCGACCUAAAAUCAAAUAUCUCUUCCGCCGGUAUUAACCAUUUCGGUCCAAAUGUGGUUUAUACGAAGCUAUUGUGAUGCUAGCUUCUUCCUAGAAUGUUUCCACAAAAAACCUAUGAGGAAUAUUCUGUAAAACGCGAAAAUGUUGGAAGUGUAAAUGUUUCAUCGUAUAACAUGCCGCCGCGAGCCGAUAAGGGACUGGCGCAGCUCGAAACGAGAAAAUAAUAAUUUUUUUCGAGAAACAUUAUUUUAGUGUCGAAAAGCUGAUUUCAACACGAAGUACAGGCAGAAAUAGCACGCAAACUAAAUGUCGUUUUUAUAUUUUUACUCUGUUUUCAGGCAAUUUCAUUCGAGUUUAAUUUGGUUUCAUGCUAAAAUCAAACUUCUCGAAACAUUUUAAAAUAGCUUCUGGUUUCGAGCUUCGAGCUGCGUCUGUCACUUCUCGGCUCGCGGCGACAUUUUAUUCGAUGAAACAUUUAAACUUUCAGCAUUUUCGCGUUUUAUAGAAAUAUGCCUCAUAGGGUUUUUCUGGAAACAUUGUAGGAAGAAGCUAGCAUCACAAUAGAUUCGGAAAAACCACAGUUGGACCGAAAUGGUUAAUACUGGAGGAAGAUAUAUAUGAUUUUAGGUCGAAAAUUGACCAAAAUUAAAAAUAUAAUUUCCAAAAAUCGAUAUCAAAUUCUAUAGUGCUCUAAUUUGGACAGUUCUUAGAUGUAACAAUACUAGGACUCCUCGACUUUAGUGGUAGUUUCCGAUCUAUAGCGUGUCACAAAAAUUUCAAAACUUAUAUGUCAAAUAGGGGUACUUUUCCUGACAUUUUUUGUCAUAAGUCUCAAAUUGCGCUUCGGUAGGCUGAACCACUGUUAUGCCGUUACUCAGUAGGGUACCCUCUUUCAUUUUUACCAAUACUAUCGCGCACCAAAUCUCCAGCUGCGGCCGCCGUCGAAAAGCGAUGAUGGGCGAUUCCGAGACGCGACGAUCCGCGGUUAUUUUCCCGACGGACUGAUAAACCCUGUUUUUAGGCCGGAUUUAUUAAAUCUAAUGUCUAUCAAAUUACACGCGUCAACAGUAUGGAAUGGCACCCUUCAAGUUCAAAGUCAGACUGUCAAACACGUAACUCUACACUCUCACCAUAAUCUAAUGUCCCGGCCGAGAGGUCUCGAUUCCUUGAAUAUUCCUUAUAUCCUCUCAUAUUCAAGCAUGAUGAACUUUCAUCCGUUUGCUUCACUCUUCAACGAUGACAAGAUGGGAUUAUUGAUGAGACAUCCAGAGGUAUGCUUAAAGACCCAGAAUCGAUCAGAGUGUUUUGUCCAAUAUUUUGUUCUGAAAUGUGAAGAAAGCGAGCACUUCGAAGAUCUGUGCAUUUUACUUAAAAAGGAAUCUGUGGUAGGUAGUUAACUUAUGGUUGAUAUUUUCAAUUUAGGUGGGAUAUACUCGACUUUCUAAUGGGACUAGAGUCGUUCUCGUCCCGGGUGGUGGUCUGAGCUUUAAACUUGGUUUGACAAAUUAUGAAUACGCAACUAUUCAUUGUUUAUUUUUUGCUGAUCGUCCCUAUGAUUUUGCCAAUAAGAAGGUCGAAUUCAGUGGUUAUUAUGCUCCGUGAGUUCUUAUUUUGUGACAAUCAGAUUUGUUUAGAUUAACUGACAAGAUUCGUCCUGAACAGCGAAUUGAUCUGCAAGAUCCAGAUGUUAUUAGAAGUUUAGACCGUUUAUUGCCACCGAAGUGUUCUGUUACAAGACCCGUCACUCCACCUGCAAGAAAUCAUCCAACGCCUCCAAUGUCCGAAAGCCCUCAGAUUCCGGAGGACCCCAAACUGCCCGAGGUACAGAAGUUACCCGAAUUUCCAAAGGACGGACCCGAGCUUCCGCGACUCCCCGAUCUCCAAAAAAAAUCUCAGAUCCCAAAACUUUCUGAAAUCAGGCCAUUGUCUCAAAUGUCAAAGUUGUUUGAGCUUCCUGAUCUUUCCCAUCCUCCUCCCAAUUUGAUUCCACCCAGAGGCGCUCCUAUUCCUUCUAGUACUGCACCUCGUUUACCAUAUGAUUUCUCUGCACGGGCACAAAAAAGAGCAGCUCCCCUUCCAGAUAUGUCAAUCCCACCUCCCGUUCUGCCCAAGGUCAGAAGGGAUGACCCGGAGGGAAAGAAGAAUGCUGAAAAUGUGAUAAAACAAUUGAAAGAAGUUGAUAAGGAACACAUCUUCAAAGAUCCGAGGAUGGAAAUGCUGAGGAAACGAGAUCCGGAGAGAUUCGUGGAAGUUGUAAAAGAGAAGAGUCUGAUGUCGAAAGAUCAAAUGAAUAAGCCAAUCGAGGAGCCUCCGUCGAUGCCAAGCUUACCUGUCGCCAAGUCUGAUACAAUAUCGGCUCAAAUGGCUCAUAAAUCGACGGAUCCCCCUGCCUCUAAAAAGCAACCCGUUUAUGCCGACAAAUGGCCAGCUCUUCCUUCAAUGCCGCCUUCAAGAGUAAAUGGACAGCCUGGAAGCCCAGUAAGCUGUUUUUAUAAAAAUUUUUUAGCUUAAAUUAGCCCAAUAUAGUACCAAUAUGUAGUCGUUUGUAACUUUUUCAUUACAGGGUGCGGCAAUUUUUCGGCCGGAUUUUAAUUGGCCAUAACUUUUUUAGUUUUUGGGCAAAUGUUAAAAUUCUUUUUUUCCCUGAAUCGAUAGACAACCCCAUUUUGUUUAAUACCAAAUAUGUUAUACCCGUUCAUUAGACUACAGUAAAAAUUCGAGACAAAGAAAAAGCUCUAAUUUUCAUAGCUGACAAUGGAAUUACCCCUAGUGCGACUCUCAGAUUUUCUUUAAAUUUUGCACAUGGGCCGGACGUAGGCCACACAUCAAUUCCUGAAAGUUUCAGCCCGCACCUUUCAGGGGCGACCAAGAUAUUCAACGAUUCUUUGCGGUCAGGAGGGCAUAUGAGUGGUCACACAGAAAAACUUUUUGGCUAUAUCUUCGCUAGUUUUGCGCGGAGAUAGCUGAUUUUUUGUGGAAACGGUAUUCUCCAUGGCAUGAACAGGCAUGAAACUUUUUACGACAAAAUUCGUAAAAAAGUCAUUUUUCUGGCGAUUUUCACACACGCCGAAAAAGCAGAGAAAACGACCGAAAUGCCAAUAACUAUGAACUAGGUCCCUGUAUAUAUAACAUAUUUGGUAUUAAACAAAAUGGGGUUGUCUACAGAUUCAGGGAAAAAAAGAAUUUUAACAUUCGGAUAAAAACUAAAAAAGUUAUAGCCAAUUCAAAUCCGGCCGAAAAAUUGCCGCACCCUGUACUUUAAUCACGUUCGAAGUGAUAUUCUGUGUUUUCCGAACUACAACGAACAAAACAUGUACUUUAACAAUGAAAAGGUUUAACAAUCCAAUAUUUCGCAGUCAGAUGUGCGAUUUUUUUCUUUUCAUCUACCGAUUCCUGCAACUGGCCAACUAGUUUUCAACUUCAAAACCAUGUUUUGAACGGCAAAAAACAAGUUAGGACAAAAUGUCAACCACUCACUGAUUUUUUAUGACCAAAUUCCACUUUUUUAAACCUUCUUUGAAUACAAAAGUAUCUUGAAAAUUCCCAUAAAUACCCGAAAAUACCCGGCCUCUCGGGUAUUUAGGUAUAUACCCCGUCCGAACCCUAGUACAAAGCCUUGUUUUCUGAUUAGAAAACCACGUUUUUAUUUCUUCUUGAUUUUUUGAGAUCAACUUCAUCUUCCGAAAAAGAUUCCUAAAGAGUUUUGAUAUCUAAAAUCUUUUGGUCAAUCGAUAGUGUGUGGACGAAACGUCUGAACGGGUCUGGGAAUGGGCUAGAUUGACUUGAAAUAAUUUUAGAUCAAGCCGAUGAAACUGGAUAAUAAUGCAUUAAGUGGAAUUCUGGGAGGAAAAUGGUUUUCUGGAGGUCAGGACAUCGAUAUGAGGACACCUGCAGGCCCCAGUCAGACUAAUCCACCUCAAUGUGGUGUCGGUGAUGACAGGGAUGUAGUGGUUAUAAUGGAUCCGGAACUCGUUAUUUUGAAUGAUAUGUAAGAUUAAUUUGUUUGGUGCAUUCAUGAAUUGCUACUUUAUGUAUUCUAUUUCUUCCAACAUAAUUCAGAUCUGUUUGUCAAAUGAAUGAACUUCUGAAUGCGGCCACCGUUAAAAAUGGACAGUCUUCCAAGAAGGUCAGUAUUUAUUGGCAUUUAUGCAAUCAGGAAUGGCUGGAUGUUCAAAAGUAAGUAAACCUGUAAGAAAUGUUUAUAAAAAUUACAGGAAUAACCCGAUAGAUAAGGUGGUCAGUGAACGAUCAAAGUCUUUUUUGCAUUUGAUAAGAACUUACAAGGCGUCGGGUUUAGUAAAGGAUAUGGAACGUCACGUCUGUGAUCAGGCGGGCAGAUCCCCAAAUAAAUAUCUGAUCUGUUCCAUGAACACUAAACGGAAGUACCCACAUGCAAGGGUGGUAUUCCUCUCAGGUAAAUGUUUCUUUUUAUUUUAUAGCAUGUAAUCUUCAUCAAGCUCUAUACAAUAACUAAAUACUUUAGCUUUAAUCCACCCCAACUUUGGAAAUGGCCCCAAUUUUCUUGCGAAUAAUGUCGAACUGAUAACUCCGGCUGAAUUAAUGCGAUCGUUUAAAUCCUCAUGA
Molecule: messenger RNA, 6891 nt
Organism: Bursaphelenchus xylophilus (pine wood nematode)
Lineage: Eukaryota; Metazoa; Nematoda; Chromadorea; Rhabditida; Aphelenchoididae
Source: the annotation of a GenBank genome assembly